AAUUAAACAAAAUUUGCUUCCAUUCCACCUGUAGAGCGAGAGAGUGCCGAAGCCAAGGUAACAGACGAGAGAUAGAGAGAGAAAGCGAGAACGAGCGGAAGACAGAAGAGUAUAGUCUCGUUCACGGACCGCCAUUGAAGAGGCUAUAAUUUUUUCCAGUUUGCAUUUCUUACCGCGGACUUCUGCCCUUCGAGGCGGCGGGCGAUUGCUCGGAGAAAUAACCUCUCACCGGCGAGCUCGUUGUUGUUUCUUCGUCUUUCGUUGUUUUCCAUUUCCCCCUUCGUAUUGCUUUCUCAAUCGGGGGAAACGAAUUGAACCGACAGGUCCCUGGAACCCUAAUUUCAUCUCAUAAUAUUGACGAACGCCAUCCGAGCUCUCGAAAACGUUCGAUUCAAAGGGAGCCGGAGGGAGGGCGUGUUUCGUCAUCGUGUGUGUGUUUUUGUGGAUUUUGAGAUAGAAGGAAAUGGUCGGGGGAGGAGCAAGCGGGAGGAAGAAUGAGCAGGUGGUGCUGAACAGUAACAAUGUGUUCGCUGCGCUCGACACCUUGAGGAAGAAGAAGAAGAGUUCCAGCUCCUCCUCCGCUGCGACUUCCGGCAAGGACCGGUCUAAAUCGAAAUCGAACAAAGAGGAGAAGGAGGCGGCGGAGAAGGUGUUCUGGUCGCCGGCGCCGCUCACGACGAAAUCUUGGGCUGACGUCGAAGACGAGGAUGACGACGAUUACUACGCGACUACUGCCCCCCUCGCCACAGCCUGGGCUGCCGCUCCUGGUGCCAAGUCGGAGAAGGAGGCCGUGGAGGAAACUGAAAGUGAAGAAGAAGGUCUUGAUGAAGUUGAUGAUGAUGUGGAGGAUGUGGAGGAAGAACAUGAACAUGAGCCUGAAGUGCCCACAGAAGUGGAACCUGUGAAGAAGCAACCUGAGGCUUCUUUGCCUCCAAAGGAUACAGAAAGGCAACUCUCGAAAAAGGAGUUGAAGAAAAAAGGGCUUGAAGAACUUGAUGCUGUACUUGCAGAGUUAGGAUAUGCUAAACAGGAGUCGGGUGGUCAGGAUGCCUCUGAUGGAGAGAAGAAAGCUGACAACAAUGGACAAGCGAAGAAGGAAAAUGCCCCGGGAGAGAGCAAGAGUGCCAAAAAGAAGAAGAAGAAGGAGAAGACCUCGAAAGAAGCCAACAAGGAUUCUGAGGACCAGUCUCGGAGUGUUGGUGUUGUUGCAGAUCAGACUGCCAAUAGCACUGCUGAAGCCGAGAAGUCUGAUGAUGCAUCCAGUGGCGUCGAUGUGAAGGAGCGGUUGAAGAAAGUGGCAGCCAAGAAGAAGAAGUCGAGCAAAGAAGUAGAUGCCGCCGCCAAGGCUGCUGCUAGUGAGGCUGCUGCCAGGCGAGCCAAGCUCGCUGCCGCGGCGAAGAAGAAGGAGAAGGCUCACUACAAUCAGCAGCCGGUGCGGUAAGCCGGCAAGGCAAAGUUUUCAAAAGUGUCCUUCCUCUUUUCUUCUUUUCUCCCCUUUCAUUCAUGAGAACUCAGAACUUCUGUUUUGAUUUUGACAGUGCAAAUAAGACCUCAGGAUUUUAUGGCGAAAAAAUUAAAUUGACAUUUUAAUAUGGAUAAAAAAAAGUUACUACUUCAUUAGACG
Messenger RNA from Linum tenue, 1624 nucleotides. NCBI's taxonomy places the organism in Eukaryota, Viridiplantae, Streptophyta, Magnoliopsida, Malpighiales, Linaceae. The record is from the annotation of a GenBank genome assembly.